Anolis carolinensis (green anole) is the source of this 967-nucleotide messenger RNA. RefSeq names its product NCCRP1, F-box associated domain containing (gene nccrp1). Gene Ontology annotation, biological process: glycoprotein catabolic process; SCF-dependent proteasomal ubiquitin-dependent protein catabolic process. The transcript has 6 exons. NCBI's taxonomy places the organism in Eukaryota, Metazoa, Chordata, Lepidosauria, Squamata, Anolidae. Gene Ontology annotation, molecular function: ubiquitin protein ligase activity. The coding region runs from base 177 to 890 and encodes 237 amino acids. The record is from RefSeq and is a predicted model, not a curated record. Gene Ontology annotation, cellular component: cytoplasm; SCF ubiquitin ligase complex.
GGUGGGGAUUGUGGGCUGGCUUUGUGCAGACAGCUCUUCCCGCCUCCCAAUCUUUGGUUCCUGUUCAGUUCCUUCUAUAAAUCACCGUUUUCUUCGGUUGUUCCUUCAAGGGAAGGGCCUGGGAGAGCAGCCUUGGGGUGCUUGUGAAGUCUUCUUUUUGAAAGGUCUUGGCAUUCAUGGCAGCCCCCCAAAAGGAGCCUUUGGGGUCCCCUUCCUUGGCCUGUGAUUGGCAGCAGCGCUUUGAGUCCAAAUGGGACCUGAGUGCGAAAGGGGUCCCGCUCCCCAAAGAACCGGACUGGGAGGCUUUGUGGAAGCAGAAACCCUUCCAGAGGAACCUUUUGCAGAACCCCAACCCUGAAGGGGUGAAUGUUUCGGAGCCAGCUCCGCCUUGCCAACCACAGAAAACUUGCAAGCUUCCCGACUUCAAAGACAUUUUCGGAGGAUGGGAAGUUAGCACUGAAAGGCUGCCAUUGGAUCAGGCGAAAACCCUCUUUGCAUUGCCACCAUACAGCUGGUGCGUCAAACAACAAUCAGUUGAUCUUCUGGCCGAAGGACUUUGGAAGGAGCUUCUGGAUCAAUACCAGCCGGACAUCACCAUCAUGGACUGGUAUGAAAACAGCAAACUGGAUCUCUCCGUCUAUGAGCUUCAUGUCCGGCUCCUGGGAAGCGAUAAGGAAGCGGUGAUUGGGGAAUUUCACCAUGUGGCCCGCGAGAAAGAGCAAGACGGGGAGGAAAAGGCCUGGCAUCAUGUUUCUCACGUCUUCAAGGGCUACGGCCCUGGCGUUCGCUACGUCCAUUUUCUACACAAAACCAAAGAUGUGGAAACAGCGGAUGGACUUCUCCGAACCCGAGUGACAGACAGCAGCGUUUCGGUGCAGCUGAAGGACUGAGCAAAGGGUACCAUUGCACCUUGUGUAAAAUUGGUUUAUUAUUAAAAUUAAAAAAUAAAAUAAAAUUGGUUCAUUAA